Messenger RNA from Pteronotus mesoamericanus, 2685 nucleotides. It is a transcript of the gene PDGFC, whose product is annotated as platelet derived growth factor C. Gene Ontology annotation, molecular function: platelet-derived growth factor receptor binding; growth factor activity. The record is from RefSeq and is a predicted model, not a curated record. The transcript has 7 exons. Bases 166 to 1203 code for a protein of 345 amino acids. Gene Ontology annotation, cellular component: membrane. Gene Ontology annotation, biological process: positive regulation of protein autophosphorylation; platelet-derived growth factor receptor signaling pathway; positive regulation of cell population proliferation. Lineage: Eukaryota; Metazoa; Chordata; Mammalia; Chiroptera; Mormoopidae.
CGACCUGCCGAAUUUCCCUGGGCUUCGAGAAGCGAGGGAAGCACCCCAAACAAGGCUCGGAGCUUCCACCCCAGUGCAGCCUUCCCCUGGCGGUGGUGAAAGAGACUCGGGAGUCGCUGCUUCCCAAGUGCCCGCCGUGAGUGAGCUCUCGCCCCAGUCAGCCAAAUGCUCCUCUUCGGGCUUUUCCUGCUGAUGUCUGCCCUGGCCGGCCAGAGACACGGGACUCAGGCUGAGUCUAACCUGAGUAGUAAAUUCCAGUUCUCCAGCAACAAGGAACAGAACGGAGUACAAGAUCCCCAGCAUGAGAGAGUUAUUACUGUGUCUACUAACGGAAGUAUUCACAGCCCAAAGUUUCCUCAUACUUAUCCAAGAAAUAUGGUCUUGGUAUGGAGAUUAGUAGCAGUAGAGGAAAAUGUAUGGAUACAACUUACAUUUGAUGAAAGAUUUGGGCUUGAAGAACCAGAAGAUGACAUAUGCAAGUAUGAUUUUGUAGAAGUUGAGGAUCCCAGUGAUGGAACAGUAUUAGGGCGCUGGUGUGGUUCUGGGACUGUGCCAGGAAAACAGAUUUCUAAAGGAAAUCAAAUCAGGAUAAGAUUUGUAUCUGAUGAAUAUUUUCCUUCUGAACCAGGAUUCUGCAUCCACUACAACAUUGUCAUACCACAAUUCACAGAAGCUGUGAGUCCUUCAGUGUUACCCCCUUCAGCUUUGCCACUGGACCAGCUUAAUAACGCUGUCACUGCCUUUAGUACCUUGGAAGAUCUUAUUCGGUAUCUUGAACCAGAUAGAUGGCAGUUGGACUUAGAAGAUCUAUAUAGGCCAGGUUGGCAACUUCUUGGCAAGGCUUUUGUUUUUGGAAGAAAAUCCAGAGUGGUGGAUCUGAACCUUCUGAAAGAGGAGGUAAGAUUGUACAGCUGCACACCUCGUAACUUCUCGGUGUCCAUAAGGGAAGAACUAAAGAGAACCGAUACUAUUUUCUGGCCAGGUUGUCUCCUGGUGAAACGCUGUGGUGGAAACUGUGCCUGUUGUCUCCACAAUUGCAAUGAGUGUCAGUGUGUCCCAAGCAAAGUCACUAAGAAAUAUCAUGAGGUCCUUCAGUUGAGACCAAAGAUCGGUGUCCGGGGAUUGCAUAAAUCUCUCACCGACGUGGCCCUGGAGCACCAUGAGGAGUGUGACUGUGUGUGCCGAGGGAACGCGGGAGGAUAACGCAUCCCCACACGCAGGCUUCCCCCAGAACAGUCCGGCUCAGCGGCUGCUUCUGUCAGAGAAUUGAUGCGCUAUCGCCAUCCGUAAUCUCAGUUGUUUGCUUCAGGGACCUUUCAUCCUUCAGGAUUUACAGUGUGUUCUUAAAGAGGAGACACCAACCGGAAUUAGGAGUUGUGCAACAGCUCUCUUGAGAGGACGCCCAGAUGACAGGAGAAAAGGUCUCCGGGCGUGGAAAAAAUAUUAAAUGUUUUAGAUCACUAGCUAGUUACAGAGUUACCAUGCACUUACUCAGCUGGCUGUGUUCUAUAUUUCAGUUGUCUUGAUAUGACUUAGGUUAAUGUCAGUACAGGAAAAAAAAAAAAAAUGUGUGCAAAUGAGCACCUGAUUCUAUUGCCUUGCUUAUUAACUCUCCAGCUCCAUGUUCUGGGCCUAAAAUCACAGAAAUCUGGAAUUUUUUUCCUUAUACUCACAUAUAUAAACAAGAGUGUUCUAUGGUCUACAAACCUGGUUUAAAAAAAAAGAAACGAUGUUGCUAUAAAUCAAACUUGUGUCACGCUGAUAGGAAAGACUGGAUUUUCCAUAUUUCUUAUAAAAAUUUCUACCAUUUAGAAGACAAGAACUACAUUCAGGGUUUGGAAGAGACAAACCUGAAAAGAAGAGUGGCCUUAUCUUCGCUUUAUAAGUUGGUUUAUGUGUUUUAUUGUGUACAUUUUUAUAUUCUCCUUUUGACAUUAUAACUGUUUGCUUUUCUAAUCUUGUUAAAUAUAUCUAUUUUUACCAAAGGUAUUUAAUAUUCUUUUUUAUGACAACCUAGAUCAACUAUUUUUAGCUUGGCAAAUUUUUCUACACAGAAUUGUUAUAACCAGAGGAACAAAGAUGAUAUAAAAUAUUGUUGCUCUGACAAAAAUACACACAUUUCAUUCUUGUAUGGUGCUAGAGCUUAGAUUAAUCUGCAUUUUAAAAUAUUGAAGUGGGAAAUAAAUAGAAUUUGGUGAGUUGCAAAGGCUUUUGAAAAUAAGUAAGUUAUCAUAUCCUCCAGUCCUAUUAUUGAAGAUGCAAAUAAAAAGUGACGAAUGAGAACAGGCAUUCAGAUCCAGUCAUUACUAACCCCUCACCCUUAUUGUGGGAAAUGUGAGCCUAGCUCAGAAGAACAUGAAGCACCUUGAGAAAAGAGACUUGACAGCUCCCUGACAAAGUGUGCUCUGCUGUCCUGUAGGAACACAUCCUAUUUAUUGCGAUGUUCUGGUUUUAUUAUCUUCAAACUCUGUUCCACACACUUGUAUAAAUACAUGGAUAUUUUAAUGUACAGAAGCGUAUCCUUUAACCAAUUCACUUAUUGUACUCUUUGGCAAUUGAAAAGAAAAUCAGUAAAAUACUUUGCUUGUAAAAUGCUUAAUAUUGUGCCUAGGUUAUGUGGUGGCUAUUUGAAUUAAAAAUGUAUUAAAUCACCAAAUAAAAGAAUGACGCUAUUUUGGGGAGAAA